CAUUGUUAUCAUUAUCGUCGUCGUCAUGAACAAUUUUGGGAUCCGACGGCUUUUCGGAGAGACAGAUAGACCUUUGGCCAAGAGGUCGAAAUAUUUACCAUGAUGUUUUCUUUUUCUUUAUGUUUACAGAUAAGAUCGGAUCUUUUUGGUGGUUGGAAACCCAUCCAUUGCAACAUCAACACUGAACAAAGGAUUCUUUAGUGAUGAACAAGAAGCAUCAAGACAAGACAAGACAAGACAAAAUGAAAUGAAAUGAAACUAAAAUUAAACCAAAAAUUUUUAUUGUUUUCCAUUUCAUUCACAUGUCGUGUCUACUCAACACUUCUUUUUCCUUUGUUACAGGCCAUUUUUCACCUAGCCAACUCUUGCUAUGUGGACCUUCCUUUUGGUUCAGAUUCACAUAUAUGAGAAUGGCUGGACCUCGUUAGAAUUAUGCUAUUGAGAAGGACUGUGAAAGACAUUAUCUUAAAGAGGAACCGAUUUGUAGGAACUUUGGCAUCGACAUUGAGAAAAGAAACGAAAUGAAUUGAAAAAGAAAAAGCAGUAAAGAGAAAACAAUAGACUAGUUCGAAUUCUAUUCCAAGCUUAUGCUUCUAUUUGUUUGAAGCGCGGCGAUGUCUUUUUAGAAACGAACUCUUCGUAGCAAGGUCUCUCUCUCUCUGUGUGUUCCCACUUGACCUGACGUUCAAGAUUCUCAUGGUUUCAACAACUUAUCUUUCUGAUUCUUUCUUACGCCCGAAGAGUUUCCCAUCCACAGUUUGAUCUUGCUUAUCGAGAUUUGUAGUAUCAAAUCAAUGAUGUGUAUCGAAGAUCGCACAAACAUAAUCUUCAAACUGUUACGAAUCAAAAGAUGAGUUUGCUUUUAGUUUGGCAAUUAGCUUAUCUUGAAUUUCUUUACAUGUAAACCGAACAAAGUUUAAAAAAAGUCCAAAUUAUUUGUUUCCGGAAUGCUCUUACUUGAUUAUUUGUAUUUAUACAAUAAGCAGCAUCUUUGAUCUUGUACGAAAACGGCAUUGCCAUCUUGAUUUUUGUCGUAUAUGUCUGGACUAUUAGCUUUUUUGGUUGUUUCUAGGUUUCCUUUUGUACGCUAUUGAGACGAUUAUCGUUUCUUCUUCUUUUGCUUCUUACUUUGGAAUUUACUUUUUCUCUUUGUAAUCUAGCUUCGGGCUUCGUAGAAUGCCCUCAUCUUCUUCCGCCUCCUCCUCCUCUACUCAAUGCGUCGAUCCUAAUGAUGGAGCAGGUGUCAAGCGAAAAAGCAGCCAAGACUUAGAUGGCUUACAGAAACGGCCAUUCAUUUGCGAAACGUGUGGAAAGCGUUUCACUCGCCUUGAAAAUCUGACUCGACAUAAACUUUCGCAUGAUGAUACAAAAAAUAUUUAUUGUAAAUAUUGCCAUCAAGCUUGUAAACGAACAGAUCUUCUUAAACGACACAUACAACGACACCAUUCCGACGUUCUUCCAAAACCUACUCCCCAAGUUACGCAUGAAGCACUUCCUACUAAAACCAGUGACCAACAUUCCGAAAAUAUGAAAAUCGUCCUCCCUUCAUUUGAUGCAGUGGAUCUUCCCAAAACGUAUCAUCCCAAUCUACGGCCGUAUUUCACUGUUCUGCCCUUCAUCCCCUCAGACUUCCUUGACCACUACGUCGAAGGUUAUUUUGAAUGGUUUCAUCCCAUUCUCCCCAUUUUACACCGUCCAUCAUUUCGUAUUGAGGGAGUCGCUGCUUCUUUUAUUCGCUCUAUUAGUCUGAUCGGCUGUUACUCUACCGGCAUUGAAAGUGACGCUACCUUGGGCCUUUUGUUUUGGGACAGUGGCUUUCAUCUGCUACAAAUUUACAUCCAAAAUGACGCUGAAAAGAAUGCAACUCUCUGGGUCAUCCAAACUCGCUUUUUGUUUUGUAUUUCCUCUCUCUUUGAAAAGACUUCCUCGUUUGCUAGCAUUGGUCAAUCCUUACUUCGAGAUUUGAUCCACGAUUUUCGAACACAAGGUUGGACCGCUCUUCCUCCCAUUCCAAAAGUCUCUUCUAUAUCGUCUUUCAUAGAGUACGAGUCUAGAAAACGUAUCGUCUUUUCUACAUAUAUCUUGGAAUAUCUACUGGCUGCCUUUUUCAAUCGGAACCCUUCCCUCUCUUUUCAAGAACUUCAAAUGCCCCUUCCGUUUGAUGAAUUCUUUUGGGACUCUGCUACUUCCCUGGAAGAAGAAGAACAGUGGAAACAAACUCCGCCUUCCUUCCAGUCUUGCUUAGGCAAGCUCUCCAAUGGACCCAUUGUUUUCAAGGAAACAAGAAUCACAGGUCUUGCUCUUCUUUGCGCGAUAUAUGAACUCAUCCGUAACGAUGCAAAAAAGGAAUGCAUUGUUGAUGCUUCAAAAUCUUCCAAACAAGUCUACGAAGUUAUGCUUCAACACUUACGCAUGAGUAUGGAGUACUCAAGUAAGAACGAAAAGUUUCUAUUUCUAUUUACGAGUUUAUGGAAUUUAAUAAGAACCUACUUACAUCUUCAUGAUCCCUUGUUGAAAUUGUCAAAGUCCUUCUACGAUUUAAAAACCCCAGUUCACUUUUUUCAGGCAUCAUUAAAAGACGACAGUGUCCACUUUUCUUCUUUUCCUGAUUUUUACACUACAAAUCUCGCGUUAGAAGGUAUUCUUUGGACAUUUGAUCAUGGAUUAGUUAUCUUACAAAAUUCCAACUUUGAUAUACCAAUUGUUCACUUUGCUAUCUUUCGGUUACUUCUUCAAGGCCUGUACCUAUUGAAAGACUGUCGAACCGAAUGUCUUCGUAAUCAUACAAAUACAGCCUUCUUGCGCAAUGAAAUAGCUCUGCGCUUUAGCGGUCGCCAGGUACCUCUGGAUACAUUUCAUGAUAUCAUGAAACUAGCUGCACUCCUCGUGAAGAUUUUAGAUGUCGAAGGAGGAUGGGGAGCUGGUGCAUUACUCUCAGAAACGUUUCAUGUGUCGUAAGGGCAUCCUUUUUCGAUUUUUGUAUACUACUUGUUUAUUUCUUCGUUUUAUUAUUUUAUCCUCCCCGACUAAUUUGUUACCAUUGUAAUUGUAUUUGAAAUGACUGACUCUACUCGCAUAAUUAUAGACUUAAUUCAAUAAAUUAUCGGAAAACACAUUUCUGCGUAAAAGAAAA
Molecule: messenger RNA, 3133 nt
Organism: Schizosaccharomyces octosporus yFS286
Lineage: Eukaryota; Fungi; Ascomycota; Schizosaccharomycetes; Schizosaccharomycetales; Schizosaccharomycetaceae
Product: zf-C2H2 type zinc finger protein
Exons: 1
Coding region: 1177-2958 (593 amino acids)
Biological process (GO): DNA-templated transcription; regulation of transcription by RNA polymerase II
Cellular component (GO): chromatin
Molecular function (GO): zinc ion binding; RNA polymerase II cis-regulatory region sequence-specific DNA binding; DNA-binding transcription factor activity, RNA polymerase II-specific
Source: RefSeq, a predicted model, not a curated record